CCAACAUUGUUUGUUUGGUUUUACCUCGUAUUUCCAACAGUCAUUGUCGUUUUGUUUGCAGUUCGUAAGUUCGUAACUGUUGUUUGUACCGUGUUCACACGUGUUUAUCGUUUGUUUCGUUUGCCGUUUGGUGUUAGUUGAACUUGUCAGUCGUCCGUCGUCCGUUGUUUUUCGUUGGUUUCAGAUAAUUGUUAAGCAAUACCGCAUUGCCGCUAAAGCCAUCGUUAUAUCCCAGUGAUAAGUCCAUAGUUUUCACUUUUCUUCGAUCCCGACGUCUUAUACUGAGUAACUACUAUGAGUCCCAAAUACGUACGCGAAGAUUCCGAAUCAAAUGAUCAAUUCUCCGUUGAAAAAGUUCUUGCUAAACGUAUAAGACGCGGUAAAACAGAAUAUUUUUUGAAGUGGAUCGGGUAUCCUAAUUCUGAUAAUACCUGGGAACCCGCUCAAAAUUUAGACUGCCCGGAAUUAAUACAGGAAUUUGAAGAGUUGGAACUCAAAAAUAAGAAAUAUCAACAAGAGCGUAAGCGCAAACGCUCACUAUCUAGAGCAACUGCUUGUUCGACUGUUACAAGUGGUACAUCGUCAGCAGCUGGUUCGUCUUCAUCAAAAGCUGGUCCAUCUAAAGAAGUUAAAAGCACUUUUAUUCAAAAGAACAUUAAAUUGGAGAAGUCUGAUGAGAUCGAGCGUACAGUUGAUGGUGAACAAAACAGUGUGCCAGAGAAACAAGUAAAUGGUGUUAGCUUGAUGCCCAUACCAUGGCCUUCGCAAAAAGUACCAGAAAGAAUAAUUGGUGUUACUGAUGCUGGUGGUACUUUUUCAUUUUUAAUGAAAUGGGUGGGGAUUGAUGAAGCUGAGUUAGUCGUUUCUCGAGAGGCUCACGUGAUGUGCCCACAAGUUGUUAUCGACUUUUAUGAGAAAAAUGUUAUAUGGAAGCAUCCUGCAUCUAGUGUGGGUGAAAGUGCUUGUCAAUGUACUUGUCAUUUUAUUGGUAGAGAAGAUAAAGAUUAACUUUUAUAAUAUGGAUGUGGAUGACAAGUUUUAAAAAGAGACUUAUUUUAUUUUAUUAUUAUAUGUGACAGGUAUGCAUUACAAAUAAAAUUAUUAGUUCAUCAAUUACUAAAUAUUUAAUAGUUAGUAACUAAGUACUUUCAUAAAAUGGCUAUUUUUUUUUCAGUGAUAAUUUAAUAAUAGUAUUUUCAUAAAAUUUGUUUAUAUUUCAGUUUAUGUUAUUAAACUCAUAUUUAUUCGCUACAAACUUCUCAUCUGUCUUUGUUGAUACACAUUUAAACAUUGAUUCUUUAGCCAAGUAACUAAACUCUGAAACUAGCUAAUUUAGUCUCCACUGCCUUAGAUUUUUUUUAACACUAGUAGUUAUUGUAAUAUCAAUGUAAUAAAUAUUAAGAAUAUUAUAAUACCUAUAAACAAUAAACAAGCUUAAACGGGUACAUCAUAAAUAAGUAGUGUGUUGACAUGAAGAUACAUAGAUCAACAUAAUUAUUGUCAAAUCAAUGCACUACUUAUAGGCGUACGAGUAACAAAAAAGUUGUCUAUCUUUUGAAACAAAGUAACAAAUGUAAAUCAAUUUCAGAUAAGGCCAGUCUUAUACAGUGCUCGACUUGGCAAAAUUAAAGUAGGGGGACUCUGUAAACUUUUAAAAAAAGAGCGUCCCUAUCACUUUUUAAACAUAACUUCCCUUAUUCUCCCUCUUUAAACAUAUAAAAAAUAUUUAUAAAUUAUCAAUUACAAAAAAAAAAUUACUGUAAAUAUUAUAUUGUAUUUUAUAGUUAUACCUUUAUUACAUGUAACAACAAACUUAAAAGUAACUAAUAAAAAACAAUCCAUUAACUACUUAUUUAAAUAGUUCCAUAAAUUAUUAUCAAUAAACAAAUUGUCAAAAUUAUGAUGUUAUCUCGUGCAUUUUGAUAAAAUUGCAGAAUAAUGCAGCGUGACAGCAUUCCGUACAUUCUCCUUAUAAAUAUAAGUAGAGGUACGCUUAAAUUUCUGAAAAAUUAGUUGGGGUACUGCGUCCCCCCCCCCCAAAUCGAGCACUGGUCUUAUAUGAAGUGAUGUUUCCGUUAUAGCAGUUUAUAUGUAAGCAUAAAAUUUAUUAAUUUACCUGUUAUUAUGACUAACUUUUAUAAUUUUAAGGAUUUAUUAUUUUAAAUUAUAACAAACUGGCGCCCGGACAGGGAAGUCAAUUACAUUUUUAAAAAAACAUAAUUUUUAAUUAUAUAUUUUUAUACAUUUAUUUCUUUGUAUUUUUUUUUCUUUUAUAUUACCUAUCUAUUAUACACUUAUAUACUUUUUAAUAUUAUUUAAUAUUGUAAACUCUAAAUUUAUAAUUUGUUUUAUUUUAUACAUAUUUGGUCAUUCACAUCGCAUUUAAUACUGUAAAUGAGCU
Aphis gossypii (cotton aphid) is the source of this 2401-nucleotide messenger RNA. Its product is annotated as chromobox protein homolog 1-like. Gene Ontology annotation, molecular function: chromatin binding. Gene Ontology annotation, biological process: negative regulation of transcription by RNA polymerase II; chromatin organization. Bases 295 to 1008 code for a protein of 237 amino acids. The record is from RefSeq and is a predicted model, not a curated record. Gene Ontology annotation, cellular component: nucleus; pericentric heterochromatin. The transcript has 2 exons. NCBI's taxonomy places the organism in Eukaryota, Metazoa, Arthropoda, Insecta, Hemiptera, Aphididae.